AUGGCUGUCUUCGGAGUUGCUGCCGAUAAUUCUAAUGAUGAAGUCACUCAAUAUCAAAUGGGCCGCCAUGUUAGUAGUAACGAAGGCAUGUGGCGUAUAUUUUCGUUUCCUAUACAUGAACGACACCCUACUGUUGUUCACUUGGCCGUACAUUUGGAAAAUGGUCAACGGGUGUAUUUUACAGAUGCAAACAGGCCACCAUCGACAACAUUAACCAGCUUCUUUGAAAUGUGCCAGAAUGAUGAUUUUGCCAGAACGCUACUUUACCCCGAAAUGCCAAGAUAUUAUACCUGGAAUCAAUCAUCAAAAAAAUUCCAACGACGUAAACGAGGACAGUCAGUUCCAGGUUAUCCACAAGAAUUUUCCACCGAUGCACUAGGCCGUCUUUAUGCAGUCCAUCCCAGUCAAGACGAGUGUUUUUAUUUGCGUUUACUGUUAGUCAAUGUUCGUGGUCCAACAUCAUUCCAACAUCUGCGAACUGUUAAUGGUGUAUUGUGUGGCACAUACAGAGAAGCCUGUCAACAUUUGGGAUUGUUAGAGAAUGACACUCAUUGGGACCACACUCUCGAAGAUGCUGUGAUUUCGUCAAAUGCUAAACAAAUACGAACAUUAUUUUCUAUAAUUUUGUCUACAUGCUUCCCAUCAACACCGACUGAUUUGUGGCAUAAAUACAAAGAUCAUAUGGCGGAAGAUAUGUUGCAUCAGAUGCGCCUUAGAACAUCGAAUGUAGAUUUACAAAUGAACGAAGAAAUUCACAAUGAAGCAUUAAUUUUAAUUGAGGACAUGUGCUUGAUGCUUACCAACAAAGUAUUAACACAAAUAGGAAUGAUAGCACCCAAUCGCCCAAUGCACGAGUCAUUUGAUCAAGAAUUGAGACGCGAAGCUCAAUACGAUUCUGAAACAUUACGAGAAAUGGUUGAUAGAACAGUUCCCCUUUUAAAUCAACAACAAAAAUAUGCCUACGAUACGCUCAUGAAAGUAGUGAACGAUGGAACUGGUGGAUUUAAUUUUUUAUAUGCGUGGAACUGGAAAAACGUUUUUGUUAUCAUUGAUUUUGGCCACGAUUCGAUCGCAAAAUGGAAUUGCACUAGCCCUAGCUUCAUCAGGUAUUGCAGCUACGUUGUUGGAAGGCGGUCGAACAGCUCAUUCGGCUCUCGAGUUGCCGUUGAACCUUCAAAUAAAUGA
Messenger RNA from Pararge aegeria (speckled wood butterfly), 1185 nucleotides. RefSeq lists its product as uncharacterized. Lineage: Eukaryota; Metazoa; Arthropoda; Insecta; Lepidoptera; Nymphalidae. Bases 1 to 1185 code for a protein of 394 amino acids. The record is from RefSeq and is a predicted model, not a curated record. The transcript has a single exon.